AUGGUGGAUAAUAUUGUCAGUUCUCGCUCACCUGAUACUAGAGGCUAUAAGGAAGGUGAUGAAGAUAAUGAAAAAUACACCUCAAACUUCAAAGACUCGGAUCCUCCUGAGCUUGCCGAGGUAAAAGAGCUAAGAAAGGGUCUCCAACAAAGGCAUAUUCAAAUGAUUGCGUUGGCGGGUACAAUUGGAACAGGACUUUUUCUUGGAUCAGGUCGCGCAUUAGCUAACGCUGGGCCUGCUGGAAUCUUCAUGGGAUAUCUGUUCAUGGGAUUCUUGGUAUCUGGGGUGACGCUUUCAAUUGGAGAGUUAAGCUCUCUCGUUCCUCUGAGUGGAGGUGUUAUUCGCCCAGCAGCUUAUUUUGUUGAUCCGGCACUCUCUUUCGCACAAGGAUGGAACGUUACUUAUCAGUAUAUAAUCUCUAUCCCCGCCGAGAUUUCAGCAGCAUCGAUCAUUGUCCAGUAUUGGAUUACAGUAAACAAUGGGAUCUGGGUGACUGUUUUCAGUGCCAUUCUUCUUGCAAGCAACAUUUUUCUUGUCAGAAUAUAUGGAGAAAUCGAAUUUACAUUGGCAAUCUUGAAGGUUUGCUUAAUUGUUGGUAUGAAUAUUAUGGGUGUUGUUAUCACAGCGGGUGGAGGCCCUGAUCAUAAAGUCAUUGGUUUCAAAUACUGGCAAGAUCCCGGUCCAUUUGUGCAAUAUCUUAAGAUCCCAGGAUCAUUAGGUCAAUUCAUGGGGUUUUGGACAGUUUUUGCAAAUGCUGCGUACGCCUACUCCUCCAUAGAGACCAUAUCUAUGGCGGCAGCAGAAACGCAUGCCCCACGAAGAAAUAUUCCAAAAGCUGCUAAAAGGGUUUUCGUACGAGUGAUGCUGUUUUACGUUCCAUCAAAUGAUCCGAUGCUUCUCAGAAGCUCGGGCACUGCUGCGCAGUCACCUUUUCUGAUUGCAGCCACUCGAGCUGGAUGCUUGGAGCUCGGGAAAUUCAAGUAUGAUCCCCAUCCAACGAUAAAGAACGCUCUGCUAAGUGGUUCUCGAAUUCUCUAUGGUCUUGCUCGCGAGGGACUAGCUCCUCAGUUCCUUGCUCGCACCAGUCGCUGGGGUGUGCCAUACAUGGGUGUACUUGCCAUUGGAGUCUGGAUGGCUCUGGCGUACAUGUCUCUAAGUGCUACAGCAGCUACUGUAUUCACUUGGCUACAAGAUCUCGUCGCGUGUGCACAGAUCAUGAGCUGGCUUGUCAUUUGCACUACUUACCUACGCUUUUACUAUGCUAUGAAGAAACAAGGAAUCUCUCGAAACAGACUCCCUUGGAAGGCGCCUCUUCAGCCGUACGCCGCAUGGAUGACUUUGAUCUCACUUACCAUUAUACUAAUUACGGGUGGAUAUACUACUUUUAUCCAUGGGCAUUGGUCGACUGAAACAUUUAUAUCCGCUUACCUUGACAUUGGCAUCUUUGCGGCAUUUUAUCUCGGGUACAAGCUUUGGUAUAAAACUAAAAUCAUUUCAUUGGAUGACUCUCCUGUUGCACGAUUUGUUGAGAUUGCAGAGAAUGACCCUGAUCCACCCGAAGAGCCCAAAUCGAAAUGGUCUAUAAUCCAUAUUCUAUGGAGUUAG
Molecule: messenger RNA, 1605 nt
Organism: Penicillium angulare
Lineage: Eukaryota; Fungi; Ascomycota; Eurotiomycetes; Eurotiales; Aspergillaceae
Product: amino acid permease
Exons: 8
Coding region: 1-1605 (534 amino acids)
Biological process (GO): amino acid transmembrane transport
Cellular component (GO): membrane
Molecular function (GO): amino acid transmembrane transporter activity
Source: RefSeq, a predicted model, not a curated record